This is a messenger RNA of Ectocarpus sp. CCAP 1310/34, 370 nucleotides long. NCBI's taxonomy places the organism in Eukaryota, Phaeophyceae, Ectocarpales, Ectocarpaceae. The record is from the annotation of a GenBank genome assembly.
UGGAGGUGGGUUUCGAGGAGGAGAUAUGACUGGAAGCAACAUUAGCCAUGACACGGCCGACGCCCGUUCGGCGGAUGAGGACGACAACCUCGAGUCCGGGGGCGACGACAUGGUCAACCCUGCGGGCUCCGACAUCAGGUUCAUCGAUUCAGCAGGCGCGGACUUCCUAUCGACAGGUGGGGACAUCGAGUCUAGGAGGUCUGACAUCGAGUCCGGGAGCUCGGGCGUCCAGUCAAGAGAAGCUAUCGGGGCCGCCGGCAACUCCUCGUUGAGUGGGGAGGAGAAGCAAUCGGUGCGCACGCGUAGCGUUCUGCUCCUUGUGCACGUAAUUUUUUUUGUUUGUGUUCCGUGUGUGACGAUUAAGGGUUAG